Messenger RNA from Ostreobium quekettii, 1107 nucleotides. The record is from the annotation of a GenBank genome assembly. Lineage: Eukaryota; Viridiplantae; Chlorophyta; Ulvophyceae; Bryopsidales; Ostreobiaceae.
AUGGCGACCGUCAUGCAGAAGAUCAAGGACAUUGAGGAUGAGAUGGCACGGACUCAGAAAAACAAGGCUACAGCUGGCCAUCUGGGUCUCUUAAAGGCUAAACUUGCCAAGCUACGACGAGAGUUGCUUGAGCCCACAUCAUCGUCUGGAGGAGGGAAAGGCGAAGGUUUCGAUGUGAACAAAGUCGGGGAUGCACGAAUAGGCCUGGUUGGCUUUCCAUCGGUUGGCAAGUCCACUUUGCUGACGAAGCUCACGGGCACAUUUUCUGAGGUUGCUGCCUACGAGUUCACUACCCUCACAUGUGUACCAGGCAUGAUUCGAUACAGAGGUGCAAGAAUUCAGCUGCUGGACCUUCCAGGUAUUAUUGAGGGUGCAAAGGACGGCAAGGGUCGUGGACGACAGGUCAUCAGUACCGCCCGCACCUGCAACCUCAUCCUCAUCGUGCUGGAUUGCCUGAAGCCCAUCACCCACAAGAAGCUCAUCGAGAAGGAGCUGGAGGGCUUCGGCAUCCGGCUGAACAAGCGGCCGCCCGCCAUUACCUUCCGGAAGAAGGACAAGGGCGGAAUCAACUUCACGUCCCAGGUCAACAACCCCCAGCUGGAUCUGGAGGCCGUCAAAGCCGUGUGCUCAGAGUACAGGUGCCACAAUGCAGACAUUCACCUCAGGGAGGACUGUGACGUAGACGACCUGGUUGACGUCAUCGAGGGCAGCCGUGUCUACAUUCCCGCUAUUUACGUCAUCAACAAGAUCGACCAGAUCAGCCUAGCAGAGCUCGAUGUGCUGGACCGUUUGCCGCAUUACUGCCCUGUGUGCGCAUACCAUGAGUGGAACCUGGACGGACUGGUGGAGAUGAUCUGGGAGUAUUUGGACCUGGUGCGCGUCUACACCAAGCCCAAGGCCAAGCUUCCCGACUUCAACGAUCCCGUUGUGCUCCCACGCAACCGUUGCACCAUUGAGGACUUCUGCAACAAGAUCCACAAGGCGAUCCUGAGGCAGUUCAAAUACGCGCUGGUGUAUGGGACGAGCGUCAAGCACAGGCCACAGCGGGUGGGACGGGAGCACGUUCUGGAGGACGAGGACAUCGUGCAGAUCAUCAAGAAAAUUUAA